Rattus norvegicus (Norway rat) is the source of this 2974-nucleotide messenger RNA. RefSeq names its product golgi SNAP receptor complex member 2 (gene Gosr2). The record is from RefSeq and is a predicted model, not a curated record. Gene Ontology annotation, cellular component: endoplasmic reticulum membrane; Golgi apparatus; Golgi membrane. Gene Ontology annotation, biological process: vesicle-mediated transport. NCBI's taxonomy places the organism in Eukaryota, Metazoa, Chordata, Mammalia, Rodentia, Muridae. Gene Ontology annotation, molecular function: SNAP receptor activity.
GUGAGGACGUGUUCGGAGGAAGCCGCAGGCCGGCUAGGCCGGCAUCAUGGAGCCACUAUACCAACAAACGCACAAGCAGGUCCACGAGAUCCAGUCUCACAUGGGACGCCUGGAGACGGCAGACAAGCAGUCUGUGCACUUAGUGGAAAAUGAAAUCCAAGCAAGCAUAGACCAGAUAUUCAGCCACCUGGAGCGUCUGGAGAUUCUGUCAAGCAAGGAGCCCCCCAAUAGAAGGCAGAACGCCAAACUUCGUGUCGACCAGCUAAAGUACGACGUCCAGCACUUGCAGACUGCCCUCAGGAACUUUCAGCACCGGCGCCAAGCCAAGGAGCAGCAGGAGAGACAGCGAGAUGAGCUUCUGUCUCGCACCUUCACCACUAACGGGACUCAGAAAAAGAUCCUCGACAUUGCCAACAUGCUCGGCUUGUCCAACACCGUGAUGAGGCUGAUUGAGAAGCGGGCCUUCCAGGACAAGUACUUCAUGAUCGGUGGGAUGCUGCUCACUUGUGCAGUUAUGUUUCUCGUGGUGCAGUACCUGACAUGAGCCAGCUGUACCCAGCACUGGACAGCCUUCCCAUUGUGUGCGCAUGUGCAAGCAAGAAGUGGGCUGGGAGGCCCUUUUGAAAUGUAUGCCUUAACUGUGAAGACACCUCUCCCUCCAGGACUAAUCGUGGCUUAGUAUCAAACCUGCUUUGUUUUCUGUGACAUCUGGGGAGUAGGACCUAGGGUCACCAAGAUGUGUGGUACUUAGGAGGUGGUUCAAGACCCUGUUCUCUGGCUUUCACGGGGGUGGGGUGGGGUGGGGAGGGAUGGCUAGGUUUUGUGGUUUGUCCACACAGCUGAUGCAGAGGAAAGUGUGCAUUAUGAGGCCUGCACACAGGACUGUCCACUCUGUUCACUUCUGGUCAUCACCAGCUUUUGUGGCUCCUGAGAGGUGGGCUGGAGCACAGUGAGAUGAGGAAAGAGGUCUUUCCUUACACCAUCUGGGAUGGAUCAGUUCUCACAUCCUUGCUUCUAGCCACUACUCGGCCCCAGCCCCUAAGAAAACAGGACAUGUAGGUGACUAACCACGAACACCAGCACCCUUUCCUGGAAGCAGCUACUCCAGGGAAGCAGAGACAUCAGUGCUGCUGCUGAUAAUGUAAGCGUUUCCGUGCCACGGUUGCUGGGUGUUUGUCCUUCCUGAAGUGAGGCUAGCAGUGUUCCCAGGGAGUGUUUAGUCUGGACCCUGAAGUCCUGAGUCACCAGGACUUGAUACAGCAAUUGGCUCUUGCAGUUCGGAGACAGUGGCUCAGCACCUCCACCCAGGCUCUGAUCUUGGGCCUUUAAAAGGAGCCAUGAGCAAAGGGUGACUUGUCAGUUACAGAUUCAUCUAAUUCUGCCAUCUCAGAUCCUUUGACUAUCUCUCCCUUGAAAUACAUUAGCAAUAUAUCAAUCAGCUAAGCCUCCAUUUUCCCCAGCCCUCGUAGGCCACCCUGGAGGUGUCCCUGGUAAGAAUGUUUUUGUGAGACUGUUUCAGGGACCAGGUCAUUCUCACUUGUCCCAGACGUGAUUAAGGCUAUGUCAGUACCUGGUGUAUUGCAGAAUUUGUUUGAAAGUUAAUGUAUCUCAAGCACACCUAUUGUGAUUAAUCUUCGCAAGUACUAGAACGGUCCAGUGAGUUUAUUUGUUCAUCAGUAACGAGCCCUGCCCACCCAAACAGUUCUAAAUUUAGUAGCCUCCUGGUGGGAAAAACAGAUGCCAGGAUUCCUAAGAACUGGAAACUGGUCAGUAUUAAUCCUUCCUCUGAUUGCCCCACCUACUUCCUGUGUUUGCUUAAGUCCUGUGCUUUUCCCUCCUCACAGUGCACUAUGUCUCACCCUCCUACUGAGUUGCAGUACUCCUCUCUCCCAUACGUCUGUGGCAUCCUGUCCACAUCUGUGGCAUCCUUUUGGGAACUGUCUCAAUUGAACACAUUUUAAACCUGAGUUUCCUGGGUACUAGCUUCAUUUCUGGUCAGACACAAUGUGUCGCUCCUUCCCUUUUGGCUAAAUGGGCCAUAGCUGGCCAGAAAGGCGGAAUGUGACCCCUUUAGUAAGAACUGAUAGUCAUGCAGAGUGGAAACAGUGGCCCUAGAAGAGACAGGAGCCUACAGCAUCUCCACCAGAUCACUUUGGGGGUGCAGAUGGGCAUAGGCUCCUUGCUGGCCAUGGAGUUCAUACUGCACAGACCUGACUGCUGUGCCCCCUGGCACCUGGUGACCCCACCAGGCAGCAUGCUUUGGACGAUGUACAAGCCGUAACGGAGCCAUUGGAACUCGAAAUGUGGGCAGCAAAGGCCCCAGCCCCUGCCCUUCAUUGACUGUGGGGCAGUGUUUUGUAGUACAUAAUGGUGUAUUGCCUUUGUAGCAAUCCUUGGCUUCAGUGAACUUGAUGUCCCACCCUCACAGCCAGGUCUCCCUUUGGAAUGAAGUUGUGGUGAGGUGGUCAGCAUUCCAGCCUGGGGGCAGGGAGCGGAAGUGGAGGAUCUGGACUCCAAGGGGCAUUGAGCUGGUUGCCUAGGUUGCUCUCCCUCGAAUUUCCAUUCAGUGCCUUGUGAGAUCACUCUGAUCUGAUUGGGUACAACUGUCCUUACAUCUCCAGAGGGAAGGGCACCUAGCCUGAUUGGAGUGCCCUCUAGUGGAGAGGGCUGUGUACUUACUUGGAGCUUGUCAGAAACUGCAGCCUAGCAGGUAGAUAAGUGAAAGGGUUUGAAGCAGGUAGGGUGCCAGAAGGACUCCAAGUAGAUAGAUGUAUAUUUCAUGUACGGCCACUUGAAGGAAUGCUAAAUCUAAGGACCAAGUAAACAGUAGGUGUUACAGGUUUCGUUUCAGGCUUUUUCUCAAAAGCCAGCUUGCCCUGUUGAGUUUAAAUAGCUUUGAUUGGCAAUAUUUUCACCCCUUGCUUUCAGAACAUGUCAGCUGAAUAAAGUUGAGGUUUAUUUAGAAAACCUUAAA